AAAAGUAAUCAAGACACUGAAUUUUUCUCCACAGCUCGAGCUACACUGGAAAUCCUUAUUCCUGACUUUGUUAAACAGACCUCCGAGGAGAAGCCCAAAGACAGUGAAGAACUUGAGUAUUUUAACCAUAUCAGUAUUGAGGACUCACGGGUAUAUGAACUGACCAGUAAAGCUGGACUCUUGUCUCCAUAUCAGAUUCUCCAUGAGUGCCUUAAAAGAAACCAUGGAAUGGGUGACACAUCCAUAAAGUUUGAAGUGAUUCCUGGGAAAAAUCAGAAGAGUGAAUAUGUCAUGACGUGUGGCAAGCACACAGUGCGAGGCUGGUGCAAGAAUAAAAGAGUGGGGAAACAAUUAGCUUCACAGAAAAUCCUACAGCUACUGCAUCCACAUGUGAAAAACUGGGGUUCUCUUCUGCGUAUGUAUGGUAGAGAGAGUAGCAAGAUGGUUAAACAGGAAACAUCUGAUAAAAGUGUGAUAGAACUUCAGCAGUAUGCCAAAAAGAACAAGCCAAAUCUGCACAUCCUGAACAAGUUGCAGGAAGAAAUGAAAAAACUGGCUCAAGAAAGAGAGGAAACACGAAAGAAACCCAAGAUGACGAUAGUAGAAUCAGCUCAGCCUGGUAGUGAACCUCUGUGCACUGUUGAUGUGUAAUGAGGAAUCUCACAAGUGGGGAGCAAUAACACAAAUGGAGGAACUAGAUUUUCAGCAAUUAUUUAAAAGUCUGUUUGCUGCAGAAUGCAAGAUAACUUAAAGUCCAAGCUGCUUCAGUUAUGCAUUAUUCUUUCUGCAUCAGGGCAAUAUUACAUUUUCCUUUUUUUAUUUUCCUUAUUUUCCUUUUUUUUUUCCUCUUUUUAUACCUCUGAUAUGUAUGUUUAAAGGGUUGAUCAUAAAGAUCUCUACUUGGGUAAAUGCCCAGAGAACAGGCAUGUUCACACAGGAUAAACUCAAGCAAGCACUUUUUCCUUGAAAGUCAUCCAUGCUGUUUGAAACGGAUGUGUUUUAAGGAUCAAAUUCAGAAUAUCUAUGUACAGGUUGAAGCUGAUACUAUAUAUAGUAUGUAUACAUAUAUAUGAAUUAUAUAUACACUUUCUGUAUGAACAUGCCUACAACUAUUUUUGUGAAAAGAUUUGUUGCAUUUCAGCACAUAAUAAUAUGCACUGAUAAGACACUUUGGUAAGAAUACACGGAAGUGAUGAGCAAUGUGUCUCAUGCCAUAGGAUCAGGCCAGUAAUGCUGUUUCUUUUGGUCGUUCUGUCUCCUGCCAGGUGGAUGUUCAAGAUCACAGUAGGCAGGUUUGG
Tinamus guttatus (white-throated tinamou) is the source of this 1298-nucleotide messenger RNA. The record is from RefSeq and is a predicted model, not a curated record. NCBI's taxonomy places the organism in Eukaryota, Metazoa, Chordata, Aves, Tinamiformes, Tinamidae.